Messenger RNA from Closterium sp. Naga37s-1, 6651 nucleotides. Lineage: Eukaryota; Viridiplantae; Streptophyta; Zygnematophyceae; Desmidiales; Closteriaceae. The record is from the annotation of a GenBank genome assembly.
AUGGCUGGAAAUGCCGAAUUUCCACAGCAGCAACAGCAGCAGCAGCAUGAAUUCUUACUGGGAACACAACAUUGUUCCAGCGACAAGACCCAAGGCAGCGGCGCUGUCAACGGCGCUGCCAACGGCGCUUUCUCCACCAAUGGCGAGACGGCUGGACACAUUGCCCUCGACGUAUCCAACGUUACUUCUAACGGCGCUGGUAACGACCCGACGGGAGCCGCCGCGAGGAUUGCUCCUGAGACUGGUGGGAAGCGGAGGAUUGAGAAGCGCGUGGUGUGGCUAUGGCUGCUCCUCGGCCUCGCGCUCACAGUCGGCGUGUUCGUAAUCUCCGGCGUCAACAGCUUCCACGCGCGCUCCGUCUCCCUCCAGCGCAUCUGCUUACAGCACACGACUUACUUCGAGAACCAAUUCAACACCACCAGCAGCAGCGCUGCGACAAUCACGGAUCUAAUCAGGACGUAUUACCUCGCGGGGGAUUCGCAUCAGAGCCUGUUCGAUCUAGCCACGUACCAGUCGUUUACGAGCUCGACUCCGUACGCGCGCCCGCUCGCCGCGGUGAUUCUGUACGCGCAUAGAGUGAACGCGACAAUGCGGCGGGAGUUCGAGGCGAAUCUGUCGCAGCACGGGUUGAAUGCGUGCGUAUUCGCGCCCGCCGCGGCGGCAUACGCGCAAUCCAAGGCCUGCUUGCCUUACGACGACCCCGCGGAGACGCAGGCGCAGGGGCAGGCGCAGGGGCAGGCGCAGGGGCAGGGGCAGGGGCAAGCGGAGGGGAAGCAGGCGCGCGGGAAGGAGUACGGAGUGGUGAUUCUGUUCUCGAGUAACCCGGCGCUUCAGCUCGCGGAUACCGUCGUGCUGUCUCCUGGCAUGGACAUCGUCUCCUUCCCCCCAUUCGCCUCGGCUCUCGACCGCACCCUCCGCAAGGGCGUCAUGGGGGCUAUCUCCGAGCCCUUCCUUCCCUACGGAUCCUCCUCCUCCGCUUCCCCCUCCGCCUCUGGAGCAGCGCGCCCCAGCACCACACUAGCCACGAUAGCCCAGGCCUUCCCGGUCUUUGACCCCGACCUCUCCUCCUCGCUCCGUUUCUCCGCUGCCGCCUCUUCCCCCUCUGCCUUCCCCCCUUCCUCCGCUUCCUCCGCUUCCUCGUCUUCCCCUCCCGCUUCCUCCCCCUCGUCCUCCGCCUUCCCCUCCCCCGGCUCCCCCUCCGGCUCCCCCUCCGGUUCCUUCCCCAGUGCCCCCCCGUCCUCUCCGCCCCCCGGCUCCUCCGCGUCGCGCUUUGCCCUGACGCCAUCCCCACAAGACCCGUCCUGGUUCAGCCACUACAUCCGCGGGUGGGUCAUAGUGGCCUAUAACUUCACCAUUCUCUCUGACGGCCCGCUCCCCACCGCCUCCUCGCCUAUUUACACGGUGCUAUAUAAGCGCACGCCCAAGUUCCCGUCUGCUGCGCCUGCGCCUCCCCCCGCGUCCCCCGCCUCCCCCUCCUCCCCCUCCUCCUCUGCCUCUCCCGGAGCGUCAAACCAUUCUUCCUCCUCUUCCUCCCCAUCAGCGCCACCCACCGCCGCUGCUCCCACCUCCCCCACCGCCGCUGCCCCCUCUUCCGCGUCCCCUCCGCCGCCGCUGCCCGUGGCGGACGACCCCCCCUCGCCCGCCAUGAGCGGGGGCCCGCUGGCGUUUGACUACGAGGCGCUGCACGCGUCCGCGGGGCUGGACCUGGCGGGGAUGGACGCCGUGCGCGACUUCCCCCUCGCACUCCCCAUCUACCUCGGGGACCCGAGUCAGUCGUUCCAGCUGCACUGCCGCUACAUCAACACGACAUACAUCCCAGUCUCCCCCGUCCUCUGGGCCCUCCCGGUGCUGCUACUGGUGCUGCUGAUAGCGGUGGUGCUGUGGGCGAUCGUGCGCGGGGUGGAGCGCAUGGAGGGCGACUACCACCGCAUGCUGCGCCUCAAAGACCACAUGGCCGCCGCGCUCGCCUCCGCGGAGGCCGCCAGCCGCGCCAAGGGGGCUUUCCUCGCCACCAUGAGCCACGAGAUCCGCACCCCCAUGAACGGCGUGAUCGGCGGUGGUUCUCGCACCCCCAUGGAGGGCGACUACCACCGCAUGCUGCGCCUCAAAGACCACAUGGCCGCCGCGAGUAGAGCCAAGGGCGCGUUUCUGGCGACCAUGAGCCACGAGAUCCGCACCCCCAUGAACGGCGUGAUCGGUAUGCUGAACCUGCUCCUGCAAACUCCCCUCGACCCCACGCAGCUGGACUAUGUGGAAACGGCGCGGGCCAGCGGGCGAGCUCUCUGCACGCUGAUCAACGACAUUCUCGACCUCUCCAAGAUCGAAGCGGACCGCCUCGAGCUCGAAGCUCUCAUCUCAUCCCCUUUUGCACACGCUCCUGCUCUCUUACUCCCCCCCCGUUUGCUCCUCCCUCCUCCCCUCCUGCUCCCGCUCUCCCCUUUCCCUGUUUUCCCCUUCCCCCCGCACCGCUGCCCCCACUUCCCCUCAUUCCGCCCAGGCAUGUUAAACCUGCUCCUACAGACGCCUCUGGACCCAACACAACUCGACUACGUGGAAACGGCGCGCGCCAGCGGGCGAGCCCUCUGCACGCUCAUAAACGACAUCCUCGACCUCUCCAAGAUCGAAGCAGACCGCCUUGAGCUCGAGGCUCUCCCUGCUCACGCUCCUGCUCUCCUGCUCUCCUUCUCCCCCCCCCUCCCCCCCCCCCCCCCCCCCCCCCCGUUCGCUCCUCCCUCCUCCCCUCCUUCUCCCGCUUCCCCUCCUGUUUCCCCUUGCCCCUGCCCCGCUACCCCCCCCUCCCUCCAUCCCUCCCUCCGCAGGCAUGCUGAACCUGCUGCUACAAACGCCACUCGACCCCACCCAGCUGGACUACAAGCCGACCGCCUCGAGCUCGAGGCUCUCCCGUUCGAUCUACGCGCCGAGAUCGACGACGUUCUCGGGCUGUUUGUCGAUCGGACGGCUGAGAAGCCGCAGGUGGAGUUGGCAGCGUUUGUCGCGGAUUUGGUGCCGGGGAGGCUGGUGGGGGAUCCACUGCGGUUCAGACAGGUGCUGGUGAAUCUGAUUGGGAACGCGUUUAAGUUCACGCAGGAAGGGCAUAUCCUGCUGUGUGUGAGGGUUGCUGAUGCUGCAGAGGUGGUGGUUAGGGACGGGAAUAGGAACCGCAGCAGCAGCCGCACGAAUCUCACUGAUGCUGCUGCUGGUUCUUCUGCUGCUGCUGGUGGUACUGGUGCUGGUGCUGGGGCUGGGGCUGCUGCUGCCUCUGCCCUACCUGUUGUCCCUGGGGGUGAUCCAAGAAACAGCAAUAACAUCAGUGGUGGUUGCGGUGGGAGCAACAUCAACCCACUCUCAGCGGCUCGCCUCUCCCCCCCACUACCGCCACCACCCUCCCACACCCACGUUCCCCCCGCCGCCCCUUUCCCUGCCACUCACCCGCCCGCUUUCCCCCUCCAACCUACCCUCCCCCCGUCGGCCCCGUCCCCUCCCCCCCCGACCCCGCCUCCCCCGCCGCCGCUGCCGCCACGAGCUGCAACGGAGAUGGUGUGGGUGGAAGAGGAGGGGAGGGGAGAGUAUCUGAGUCUGAGUGGGAAGCGGGUGAUGGAGAGUGUGGGGAGCUGGGGGCAGGUGCGGCACCUGCUGGAAGGGGGAGGAGGAGGAGGGGGAGGGGAGGGGGAUGGCAGGAGGAGGAGUGGGAGUGUGAGGGAGGGGCAGACGGUGCGACUGGUGAUUAGCGUGGAGGAUACAGGUGAGCGGAGGCGACGGGGGAGAGGGGGGAAGGUGGGGGAGAGGGGGGAGGUGGGGGAGACGGAGAGAAGGGGAGCGGGGAGUGUGGUGAAAGGAGGAGAUGGGGAAAAUGGGGAGAGUGGGGAGAGGGGCUGCGGCAUACCGGAGAGAGCAAGGCACCUCAUAUUCCGUCCGUUCACCCAGGCCGACACCAGCACCACGCGCCUGCACGGAGGAACCGGCAUCGGCCUCUCCAUCUGCCAGCGUCUGGUGAGGAUGAUGAGUGGCAGCAUGUCGUUCGUGUCCUGUGAGGGCGUCGGCACCACAUUCUUCUUCGACGUUGAGUUGCAAGCAGCCCCGCUCCUCUCCACCUCCUCCUCCACCUCCUCCUCCUCAUUCUCCUCCUCCUCUCGCCCCGAAGCUGCUGCUGCUGUGGCUCCUGCUGCAGCGGCCGCUGCGUUUGAGACAGCACCACCAGCAGCGUCCGUAUCAGCAGCGGCACCAGCAGCAGCACCAGCAGCAGCAGCAGCAGCAGCAGCAGCAGCAGCAGCAGCAGCAGCAGCAGCAGCAGCAGCAGCAGCAGCAGCAGGAGCAGCAGUACCGCUCACGUCUGUCCCAGUCCCCUCCACCUUACCCAACCCCCACCCUCUCCCAUCCCUCCCCCCCUCUCCUCUCCUCAACGCCUGUGUUCUCCUCAUUGACAACCGCCCCGUGCGCCGUGCGGUUACCGCCUCAUCUCUGCGCCGCCUCGGCCUGCGCGUCUUCCUGGCAGCUUCCCUCUCGGAAAUCCCUCUUGUUCUUCUCCCCUCGGGACCAGACGAAACCUUUGCUCCUCCCCUCCACCUCAUCUCGGCUUGCUCGGACUCGGACUCUCAUCCGGAUAAGGAGGGUGCGGCGGUGGCUAAGAGGAGAGCGGGUGGGGUGGGAGGGCGGGGAGGAGCCGGAGGGGGAGUGGCAGGGGCGGCAGGAGCGGCGGGAGGGUCGGAAGGGGUGAGAGGUGGUAGCCAUGCGGUGAGCUUCGGUGCAAUGGGUUCCAUAGGCGGAGAGAGGGAGACGAGAGGAACGAAUGGGCACUGGGGCGCUGCAUGUGAGGAGCCAUUUGCUUCUGGUGCUGCUGGCAAUGCUGCUGGUGAUGCUGCCGCUGCUGCUGCUGCUGCUGCUGCUGCUGCUGCUGCUGCUGGGCCCGGCGGUGUUGUGGAUGGGGCGUUAGGAGAAACAGCAGGAGCAGCGGGCGUGGCAGGAACAGAGCAGCCUCUGUUGUAUACUGGCACGCAGGAGGGACGGGAGAAUCCGGAGGAGCAGGAGCAGGAGCAGGAGCAGGAGCAGGAGCAGGAGCAGGAGCAGGAGCAGGAGCAGGAGCAGGAGCAGCAGGAGGAGCAGCAGCAGAAGGAGAGGGCAGUGUCGCUGGUGCUAGUGGAACAGAGUGCGUUGACUGUGCGGGGAAGGAGAUUCUCUGGGAACGAGAUCCGCACCCUCAUUGCUCGUGCCCUUGACCCUGCUGCUGCUGCUGCUGCCGCUGCUGAAUCAGGCAGAGCAGGGGUAGCAGGGGGAGCAAGGGGGGUAGGACGAGCAGGAGGAAGGGCAGGGGCAGCAGCAGGAGCGGGAACAAGCAGUAGCCGUGCACGCAGCAGCAGGCAUGUACCGCUGCUGCUGCCGAGCAUAGCUGUGCUCGUGCAAGCCCCACCCUCCGACCCCUCCACUCUCGCCGGAUUUGACGGCAUGGUGAGGAAGCCUCUCAGGCGGAGUGCCCUGCUAGCCGCUCUCCCGCCUCUCAUUGCCCUGCACAGGGACUGCACCAGCUGCUGCAGCAGCAGCAGCAAUAGCAGCGAGUGGAGGGUGGAAGGGAGAGGAGUAGGAGGAGCGGGAGGAGCAGGAGGAGCGGGAGGGUCUGGAGGAGGGGUUGCUGUCAGGGAGGGUAGUGUUGCGGGUGGGGAGAAGAGGCGGGGGGCGUCUACACGUCCAUCUGCUGCUGCUGCUGCUUCUGCUGCUCCUUCUGCUGCUGCAACAGAGGAUGCUCGUGCUAGUGCAAGCACGUAUGAUUUGCUUACUGAAAUCACUCCCCUUCUGCCCUCCUCUUCCUCCUCCCAAAAUUGUAAUGGAAUUCCCGCUGCUGCACCUCUGGCAACACAAGCAACAGCAGAACCAGCAGCAACAGCAGCGGCAGCAGCAGCAGCGGCAGCAGCGGCAGGGGCAAGCAGGGUUGCGGGAGGGCUUCUUCCCGAGUCAAACCCAAGUCAACGGAGUCAAAACGGGCAGAGACCCCAGAGGGUUCAACGGGGCGAGAUAGGAUCAACUGGAGAGAGAGGAGCGAGGGGCGGUUGGGAGGGGUGCAGAGUGCUGGUGGUAGAUGACAACAUGGUGAACCGUAAGGUGGUGUCCAAGGUGCUGCAGCGCUUGGGAGUAAAUGCUGUUGCUGUGGACAGCGGUGCUGCGGCCGUGGCUGCUCUUGCUCUGCCGCAUUCCUUCCAAAUGGUCUUCAUGGACCUGCAGAUGCCUGGAAUGGACGGGCUGGAAGCUACUCGAAGGGCGAGACAGGCCGAGCUGCAGUACCAACGCAACCAGCAGCAGCAGCACCAACAUUUGAGGCGCCUCAAAAUCCCUCCCAACACACACACACCCACUUCUCCCUCUCUCCCCCCCCUCUCUCUGCAGAUGCCUGGAAUGGACGGGCUGGAAGCUACUCGCAGGGUGAGACAGGCCGAGCUGCAAUACCAACGCAACCACCAGCAGCACGAGCAGCAGGAGCAGGAGCAGCAGCAGGAGCAGCAACAGGUGGUGUGCACGCACGUGCCCAUCUUCGCCCUCACAGCAGACUCCAUUGGGGAGGUGCGGCAGCGCUGCGAAGCUGCCGGCAUGGAUGGGUGCCUCUCCAAGCCCAUUGAGGAGCGCGAGCUUGUGAAAGCACUGGCCGCUGCUGUGCCAGCCAGUUAA